Molecule: messenger RNA, 1594 nt
Organism: Gavialis gangeticus (Gharial)
Lineage: Eukaryota; Metazoa; Chordata; Crocodylia; Gavialidae
Product: protein FAM49A-like
Exons: 12
Coding region: 358-1329 (323 amino acids)
Biological process (GO): regulation of actin filament polymerization
Molecular function (GO): small GTPase binding
Source: RefSeq, a predicted model, not a curated record
GGGGGGGGAGUAGUGGUCUAUGGUGGUCUUUGUGAUGCAUUUUAUACUGAUAGCAGCAGCUGCUGCACUGAGGCUGCCUUCACCAGAGACACACACACACUCGCACACUCGCACACGCACACACACAUGGGAAGGGCUCUGAAGGCUGAUAUUCCCAGACGCUCCUCACUCUAAUAGGAUCCGCAGAAGAUUGGGAGGAAGACUCCGGCCGCCCGCCCGCCUUUCCCGGAGAGCUGGCCUUUCGCUCUUCCCACCAGCACGGUUUCUGCCAGCUGAUGAAGUGAUUUAUGAGUAUUAUACAGCCCCUGUUCCUGCCAUAGAGGUCACUGAAGCAUCAGAAACCAAGGUCUGCUGGCCAUGGGCAACCUGAUAAAGGUAUUGGGCAAAGAUUUAGAAAACUGUCCUCAUUUUUUCCUGGAUUUCGAAAAUGCUCAACCCACAGAAGCGGAGACGGCCGUGUGGAACCAGGUCAACGCGGUGCUGGAGGAGGCACAGACCAUCCUGGCCGAGCUGCAGUCCUACACCGGCGCGGGACUGGAGAUCAGAGAGGCCAUCCAAAAUCCCAAUGAUCUUCAGCUCCAAGAGAAAGCCUGGAACGCCGUGUGCCCCUUGGUGGCAAAGCUGAAGCGCUUCUACGAGUUCUCUCUUCGUCUCGAAAACGCUCUGCGGAGCUUGCUGGAAGCCCUGACCAGCCCGCCCUACGCCCCGACUCAGCACCUGGAGAGAGAGCAAGCCCUAGCAAAGCAGUUUGCAGAAAUCCUACACUUCACCCUCAGCUUUGAUGAGCUCAAGAUGACCAACCCUGCCAUCCAGAAUGAUUUCAGCUACUACAGAAGAACCAUCAGUCGAAAUCGCAUUAACAAUUUACAGCUAGACGCGGAGAGCGAAGUGAACAAUGAAAUGGCCAACAGGAUGUCUCUCUUCUACGCAGAGGCUACACCCAUGCUUAAAACUCUAAGCAACGCCACAACCAAGUUUGUCUCUGAGAACAAGACUCUCCCGAUUGAGGACACCACUGACUGUCUAAGCACCAUGGCGUGUGUCUGCAGGGUGAUGCUGGAGACCCCGGAAUACAGGAGCCGAUUCACCAAUACCGAGACCCUGCUCUUCUGCAUGAGAGUGAUGGUUGGAGUCAUCAUCCUCUACGAUCACGUUCACCCGGUGGGGGCGUUCGCAAAGACCUCCAAAAUCGACAUGAAAGGAUGCAUCAAAGUCUUGAAAGAGCAGCCGUCCAACAGCACAGAGGGGCUCCUCAACGCACUGAGGUACACAACCCGGCACCUCAAUGACGACACCACCUCCAAGCAAAUCCGGGCCCUGCUGCAGUGAGCGCCCGAUGGGCCGGGGGCCGGGGGGGUGGGGGCAGGAGCUGUUCAGCACAGGCCCGGAGCGCUGCUACCUUCCAAGCAUCAGCAGAACACAUUAAUGUUGCCAUGUUGCUAUAAAUACCCAUGAUCAUCCUCCUCAUUUUGUAAAGAAAGGGGAAAAAAAAAGGCGGGGGAGGACCCCCCACAACCCAAACAAUAGAAGCAAAAAAAUAAUAAUAAUAAUAAAGCCCCAAGGCCCUGCCAGCCACAUCUGACUGCAGCGGUGG